UGCUUUUGGGCACACCACUGCAAUUAUUAAGUGAAGAAAUCAUCAAAAUAUGAUCUCUUGUACAGUGUAACUGUAGUAGUAUACAGCCACAAGGCAGGGGUAAAUAUUCAUGAUACUGAAACUUAAUGAGUUAGAGUAAUGAAAAAAAAACUACUGAAGCAGAGUAUGUGAGCAUUGGAGUGGCUGUGUGGCUGGGACAGGAGCCAAAUUAUCUGCUCCAGACCUGUCCUGUCUGCUCUACCAUGAGCUCUGCUGUUAAUUAGCAGUGUAAAAUGUCUACCUUGGUGUUAGGAAUACUACAAACAGGUUUGCUAUUGCAAAUUAGACUACAGUAACUGAUGCGAAUUCAUCCUACCUGCCUAAGCAGAAGGUGAGUUUCUUGGUGAAGGUGCAAGGCUAGGACUGAGAAAAAGACUUGGAGAGACAAGACAGUGAAGUAGGAGGUUACUGUGGCAUAAGAGAACUAGAUCUGGAUCAACUCGUGUGAUCCCUGGAAUGUCCAAAGUUCCCUGUUUCCUAGGGAAAGCUUCACUCCUGCUGUUACUAUGAAUAAAGUUUAUAUUCAUAGAAGAAAUGACACAUCUGAUACUGAUGACUGUCCUCUGUCUUACAAUUGAAAACAGUGCUUACUCCUGACUCUUCAAUAAUCUGAUAGGGAAAAGGUUUGACAAUAUGUUGAGAAACACUGGUAAAAUGAAGCCCUAAUGAGAAAAUCAGGGUUUGUUCAUUCAAGCAAGGAUGGAUAAGAAGUUAAAAAACCCAAACAUCUGUAUACCCCAACUAACAGAGCAAUUUGCUCCUCAAGAAAAGCCCCAAAACCCUAAACAAACAAAUUUAAACUCGGAAGUCCUUAAGCUUUUGACUAUUAGGUUUGCAACUUGGAAUCUGCUUUCUGACAGCGUGCUGGUAUCUUCCCCCAAAUCAGUUUCCAUUAAACUAACCCUAACCUGGCCAGUUCCAGUCUGGGCAUCAGAGCUGAAUUCAGCAAUCAUACCCUGAAGUGUGGCAUGCAACUUGCAAUGCUCUGUGCUCCUUGGCAAAAGAGGCAGAAAACAGUACCUCUUAGGAGCUGUACUGAUGUGAGGUGGUGCUGAGUGUGUUAUAAGCACUUAUGGCUUGGUUGGUGUAUCCAGCACCUGAGAAGAAGAGAUUCAACAGAUCUUGACAGGUUUUUGUGAAAAAAAAUUGUCUGGAAAAGAUGACCCCUGAAUCCCUGUCUCUCUCCUCAUCUUACAGGUGAUCUUUGAGGACACUUGGGAGUCUGUAGCUUCUGAAUGCAUGAUCUUCUCCUGGGAUUAGAAGAAAGCCAUGGGGAAAGACAAGAAGGAACAGGAGCCUGUCUUUCUGAGGAAAAAGAUAACUUUGCUGCGGGCUUUCUCACUCCUCAUCGGCAGUAUGAUUGGCAGUGGCAUCUUCAUCUCCCCAAAAGGAGUGCUGAAAAACUCUGGCAGCAUGGGUUUGUCCCUGGUUGUCUGGUUUGCCUGUGGGGUCCUCUCAAUGUUUGGUGCCUUGUGUUAUGCAGAGCUUGGAACGAGAAUCACCAAGUCUGGAGGACAUUAUAUCUACAUUUUGGAGACACUAGGGCGUCUGCCAAGUUUCUUAUUUCUGUGGGCAGAGUUUUUUGCUAUUAGGCCUGCCAACAGUGCUGUUAUUUCUUUGGCGUUUGGAAGCUACAUGCUGGAGCCAUUUUUCGCCCCCUGUGCACCCCCUGUCCCUGCUGUGAAGCUUGUGUCUCUCCUGGGGUAUUGCCACACUGAGAACUUCCAGGAUGCUUUUGACAGACAGUCCCUGGUUUUGGAUAAACUUCCCCUGGCUUUUUAUGCAGGCAUGUUCGCGUAUUCAGGCUGGUUCCAGACCAGCUUUGUGCGUGAAGAGUUGGUCAGACCUGAACGAAACAUCCCCCUGGCUGUCAUCGUGUCCGUGAUCACAGUAAUUGUGGGGUACAUGCUCACCAAUGUCUCUUAUUACACAGUCUUGGAAACACAAGACGUUCUGGCUUCUCCUGCUGUGGCUGUGAGCUUUGCGCAACAAGCCUUCAAAAGCUUGACCUCCGUAAUCCCUAUCCUUGUCUCGCUGUCCUGCUUUGGAACCAUGAAUGGAGGAAUCUUCACAUUUUCAAGGACCCUGUUUGUGGCUUCCAGGGAAGGACAGUGGCCUCCUCUCUUCUCCAUGAUCCACAUCCGAAGGCAUACACCCCUUCCUGCUGUCAUGUUAAUGUUCCCUUUGGUUACUACCAUGGUGUGUAUCGGAGAUAUCUACCAUCUAUUGAACUUCUUCAGCUUUUCCCGAUGGCUCUUCAUAGGAUUAGCCACCCUUGGGCUCAUCGUCCAUCGCUACCGUCACCCAGAGCUGCAGAGCCCGUUCAAGGUUCCCCUGUUCAUUCCCAUCUCUUUUACCAUCAUCUGCCUCUUCACAGUGGCAAUGUCUUUCUACUCAGACCCUGUGAACAUUAGCAUCGGAUGCACCAUAGUUUUAAGCGGUUUUCCAGUCUACUACCUCAUAAUCCACAAGCAAAUGUCAGAUUGUUUCCGUAGCCCAUUAUAUUAUCUUACACAUAAACUACAGUUACUGCUGGAAGUAGUCCAACAAGAAAUCAAGACUUACUGAGAAAACCAUCAGAACUCACAUGAGAAUGUAAAAUCUACUUACUUCGUUUCUGAUACCUUUGAUCCUACCAAAAGCAGGCCAUGGUACUGUUCUUUUAAUUGCUGCAAAUGAGGAUGAGCCUGAGCCAAAACCUUGCUGCAAGUCUUCCUAAGUUUGCUUAGGAACUGGGAUGAGUGCAUCGCAUCUCUUUCUGCUCCCCCCCCCCUUUUUCAGCAGAACAAUCUACUUCUGUGAAAUGAGUUUGCUUUGCCCUCAGAGUGUCUUCAAAACCAAGAUCCUAUUUUGCAGCCUAGCCCAGUCCUCAGUAAAAUAGUGUAUGUGUGUGUGUACUCA
This is a messenger RNA of Pezoporus occidentalis (night parrot), 2940 nucleotides long. Its product is annotated as cystine/glutamate transporter-like. The record is from RefSeq and is a predicted model, not a curated record. Gene Ontology annotation, cellular component: membrane. Gene Ontology annotation, biological process: amino acid transmembrane transport. NCBI's taxonomy places the organism in Eukaryota, Metazoa, Chordata, Aves, Psittaciformes, Psittacidae. Gene Ontology annotation, molecular function: L-amino acid transmembrane transporter activity. The transcript is spliced from 11 exons. Bases 1309 to 2607 code for a protein of 432 amino acids.